AUGCUUGACCUUCUCCGUGUGCUACGAGGUCGGUUGAUUGACUUGUAUUCCAACCAGCAUGCAUGCAUCAAAACUAGGGGAUGCAUAGAAUUAUGCACCGUAGAGCUAGGACACCAACCAGAAUGCGGCAAGCAGGAAGGGUGGAAUCAAUCUGGCGGCUUUCUCCAGUUUAUAUUGCACGGAGGGCUAUCUAAAGUCAGCAAGGUCCGAGUCAAAUUACAAGCCGUUGCUCCAAAAGUAUCUUCAUUGUCCACCACUGCUAAAGCACAGCAUUAUAGUGUUGGAAGCCAAAAGCCCAUCAACAAUCGCUCCACAAGGACGAGACCGGCCACUUUUAUAUUAUACAUAGCGCAGUUACUCCUCCAUGGCUUAAAACCCCUGAAGUCCAAACAAGCAGCCACGAAGAAAGCGUUAUUGGCAGCUCUGCAAUGGGUAGCAGGCUUGACGGUGCCAGAGACCAUCCUCAAGAUCGAAAGAGAUCUAGCAGCUGAACGGCUGCAGAGAAGAAGCAUCAGAAGCAGGAACCGCUUCGAGAGGGGACAAAAGCGUAAGAAAGAACGAAGCGCCAGAGGGACGGAUGAGGACGACUUGCUGGCCGACGUCCAAGCUCAUUACCAAAGAGGAGUCCAAAUCGAUCAAGGUACGACUCCCGGGGUAUCGUUGCUCGGUAGAGUACUCGUACCCCGUAAAGAAAUCGCCAUGCUCAUAACGUCCCCGCCACAGGUUUCAAAGCGCCUAGACAUCAGCGAUCUAUCAGGGGCCUUCCACAUCGCCGCACCGGCCUUCUCAAGCGACUGGGAUUGCUUAAGGCCCAAAUCCCGCCUUCUUUUCGACAUCAGAGCACGUCUGGGGUGCCUUUGA
Messenger RNA from Letharia columbiana, 861 nucleotides. RefSeq lists its product as uncharacterized. The record is from RefSeq and is a predicted model, not a curated record. The transcript is spliced from 3 exons. The coding region runs from base 1 to 861 and encodes 286 amino acids. Lineage: Eukaryota; Fungi; Ascomycota; Lecanoromycetes; Lecanorales; Parmeliaceae.